AUGGUCUCCACCAAUGCCAGACACGACGACAACGUGCAGACCGGGUUCGAGCUCUUCGUCCUUCAGGAAGGGGAGAAGAAAAUUACCGAGAAAGUGGUCAGCGGCAUGUCCAACUGCUCCGAUUUUCUGCUCCUCAAAGAAGACCACACGCUGGGCAACCUCCUUAGCGCUUAUCUCAAGAUGGCGCCGCACGUUUUGAUGGCGGGGUACAAGAUCGGCCACCCCAAUGUGCCCGAAGUCCUGAUCCGCGUCCAGACGGACGGCACCGUCACGCCGCGCGAGGCGCUCGUCACCGUCUGCAAGCAGCUGGUGGCCAUGUACGGGCAGCUCGGCCGCGAGUUCCAGAAGGAGCUCGCCCUGCGGCAGUACGCGGACCAGGGCGAGAACGCUGCUGCUGGCGGCGGCGGCGGCGCUGGCCCAUCGGGGCAGAAUGGGUUCUAA
Messenger RNA from Parathielavia appendiculata, 441 nucleotides. Its product is annotated as RBP11-like subunits of RNA polymerase. Gene Ontology annotation, cellular component: RNA polymerase II, core complex. The coding region runs from base 1 to 441 and encodes 146 amino acids. NCBI's taxonomy places the organism in Eukaryota, Fungi, Ascomycota, Sordariomycetes, Sordariales, Chaetomiaceae. The record is from RefSeq and is a predicted model, not a curated record. The transcript is spliced from 4 exons. Gene Ontology annotation, biological process: transcription by RNA polymerase II. Gene Ontology annotation, molecular function: DNA binding; protein dimerization activity.